Molecule: messenger RNA, 1484 nt
Organism: Diospyros lotus (date-plum)
Lineage: Eukaryota; Viridiplantae; Streptophyta; Magnoliopsida; Ericales; Ebenaceae
Product: 3-isopropylmalate dehydrogenase 2, chloroplastic-like
Exons: 11
Coding region: 68-1285 (405 amino acids)
Biological process (GO): L-leucine biosynthetic process
Molecular function (GO): 3-isopropylmalate dehydrogenase activity; magnesium ion binding; NAD binding
Source: RefSeq, a predicted model, not a curated record
GUUAGUCUACGCAGACCCUCCUUCCAAAGUGCCGCUGCCCGGAGCAUUUUCCUUCACUGCGUCAUCAAUGGCGGCUUCUCUGAAAUUCGACCUUAGGCUGUUCAGAUCCUCCCAGUUCCAUUCCAAAUAUCUCUCCAAGCGCUACUCUACAUCCCUCACCGUCCGCUGCUCCGCUACUUCACAGGCGAGACGCUACUCCAUUACUCUGCUUCCCGGCGAUGGCAUCGGCCCCGAAGUCAUCUCCGUGGCCAAGAAUGUCCUCAAUCUCACUGGUUCUCUCGAAGGGAUUGUAUUUGAUUUCAAGGAGAUGCCUGUGGGCGGGGCUGCCUUGGAUUUGACUGGGGUUCCGUUGCCGGAGGAGACCCUUUUGUCUGCAAAACAAUCUGAUGCAGUUCUUCUUGGCGCAAUUGGAGGGUACAAAUGGGAUAAUAAUGAAAAACAGUUGAAGCCUGAGACUGGAUUACUUCAGCUUCGGGAAGGUCUUAAGGUCUUUGCAAAUUUAAGGCCAGCUUCUGUUUUACCGCAGUUAAUUGAUGCUUCAACUUUGAAGAAAGAGGUUGCUGAAGGUGUUGACCUCAUGGUCAUAAGGGAGCUUACAGGAGGUAUUUAUUUUGGAAAACCAAGGGGUUUUGACACAAAUAAGAACGGUGAGGAGAUUGGUUUCAACACUGAGGUCUAUGCCACCUAUGAGAUUGAUCGUAUUGCUCACAUUGCAUUUGAGGCUGCUCGGAAGCGGCGUGGAAAACUCUGUUCUGUUGAUAAAGCGAACGUGUUGGAGGCAUCAAUGCUUUGGAGGAAAAGAGUGACAGCAAUAGCCUCAGAGUACCCUGAUGUUGAACUCUCUCACAUGUAUGUUGACAAUGCUGCAAUGCAGCUUGUUCGUAAUCCAAAACAGUUUGACACAAUCGUGACAAACAACAUAUUUGGUGACAUUUUAUCAGACGAGGCUUCAAUGAUUACAGGAAGUAUUGGCAUGCUUCCAUCUGCUAGUCUCAGCAAAUCGGGACCUGGACUGUUCGAGCCCAUACAUGGUUCUGCACCUGACAUUGCUGGACAGGAUAAAGCAAACCCUUUAGCAACAGUUCUUAGUGCUGCUAUGCUUUUGAGGUAUGGUUUAGGAGAAGAGAAGGCUGCUCAGAGAAUUGAGGCAGCAGUCUUGGAUACUCUGGAUAGGGGCUUCCGAACUGGUGACAUAUACUCAGGAGGAGAAAAACUGGUGGGAUGCAAGGAGAUGGGCUAUGAGGUGGUGAAGUCGAUAGAUCCUAAAAUUGCUGCUCCAGUAUGAGUAACAAGAGAAGAAGAUGAUCCUUUAGCAAAAAAAAAAAAAUUUGCCGAUUUUGUACUUAGGAUGAGUAAAAUUGUUCUCCAAACUGUUGUAUUUGCCGCAUAUGAAUUUGAUGAUGACGUUAGGAAGGGGAUGUUGACUGACUGUUGUUGUGUUAAAGUGGUGGUUGCAAUAAUAUUUCUAAUUUAUUGGGAAUAAA